AUGUUCCUGGGUCUGAUGAGUGUCCUGCUCGCUUGCCACAAACUGCAGGCAGUAUAUCCCUUUCCGAAGGAACUUGUUCUCUUCCAUGUCAAUUUUCAGGCCAUAAUCCACAAGAAUAUUUUCGACCUUGACAAGCAUCCGGAGCAGCUCUUCGUCAACACGGCCAACGACGAAAAUGCCAUCCAAGUGGGCAACGGUUCCGGUAACAUUUGUGGCAUGAUGCCCAGAAGGCUAUAAAAUACUUUAGGCGCCGUUCUGAUGACAUAG
Spirometra erinaceieuropaei is the source of this 267-nucleotide messenger RNA. NCBI's taxonomy places the organism in Eukaryota, Metazoa, Platyhelminthes, Cestoda, Diphyllobothriidea, Diphyllobothriidae. The record is from the annotation of a GenBank genome assembly.